AUGGAGUUUCAGCCACAUUCGUUAGGCGAGGUAUUGGCCGUUGCCAAAAUCCACCCUUUUUAUGUAGAGGAGAUACAGUAUCCUCCCGACGAAAAGACUGUUCAAUCAGUAAGAGAGAGAGUAGCCGCAGAGCAAGAGCAGGCAAAUGAAGAUCUAAAGAAAUGGCCCGUUAUCUGGAAGAAGGACCUGUACGACACCAUUCAACGGCUCAUCAAUGACACAGACCCCAACAACACAUAUCGUCAGAGCGUCUAUGCGAGCAUCACUGGUGGGGGUUUUGGUUCGAAGCCAUUGUUCUUUGGCACAGAUGUAUACGAGAACCGCAAGCACAGGGCCCAUUUCGGCCAGUUUCUCAAAACCAUUGGAGCCAUCAAGCCCGGAGACUGGGCAUUGACGACCCAUUGUGCAGGAGAACUUUACAGGUCCCUGGAUCUCAUGCUUGAAAUCAUGGAGAAUGCUGGUGCCUCGGUUCUCAGCGCUGGCAAUUUUAUGCCCCCCAAAGAUGUUGCUAAACUCUUGGCAAAAUACCACAUCAACGUUCUCGCUGGUGAUAGUGGUCAGAUUGUCCAGAUGGUACACCACAUCUCGACCCUCCCCGAGGAGGAGCGCGCUCUGAUCAGGCUUGACAAGCUCAUCUAUACGUCUGAGGUGCUUACCGCUGCGCAGAGAGCGCACAUAAAAGCGACCCUGAAGGGUGUCAAGAUCAUCUCUGUCCUGGGCAGCGCAGAGGCAGGGCCAUGGGCAGCUAGUAGCCCCGAUAUCGUUGGAAAAGAGAGCACCACAAGUGUAGAGGAUCUUAUCUUCGACACACGAGCCAUGCUGCUCGAGGUCUUACCAGCUUCAUUUGCUGAAGGUGACAAGAAUGUUGAUCCUCUCCCCGAUGGAGAGACUGGCGUGGUGGUUCAGACGUCUCUUUCUCGUCUGCGCAACCCACUGGUGCGAUACGUCACUGGUGAUAUUGGAUCUGUCCAUCCCCUACCCGAAGAAGCUCGAGACAAGAUUCCCGCGGCUGAUUGGCCCUAUCUCCGGAUUCUUCGCCUCCAAGGCCGCGACAGGCGAGUCAGCUUCGACUGGGAUGGGGAAUACAUCCAGUUUGAAGAUAUGGCAGCUUUGUUGAACAACGAAGAGUGCGGCAUCUUACAAUGGCAGAUCAUUCUGGAUAAACUGGAGCCAUCUUUGGAGUCGUUCUUAGAGAUCCGAUUGAUGUGCUCUCCGCGGACUUCGCGGGUCCUUUCACUUGAUGCUCUCAUUGCUCGUAUCAAGGGAUUUCUCCAUGUCAUAAAGACAAACGACUAUCGAUUCAAGACGACUUUUGUCAAUGAGUUGGAUGGAUUUGUGAGGAGCACUACUGGCCGCAAGGUCAUUAAAUUUGUCAAUCGAUACAACUAG
Molecule: messenger RNA, 1389 nt
Organism: Trichoderma harzianum CBS 226.95
Lineage: Eukaryota; Fungi; Ascomycota; Sordariomycetes; Hypocreales; Hypocreaceae
Exons: 3
Coding region: 1-1389 (462 amino acids)
Source: RefSeq, a predicted model, not a curated record